Molecule: messenger RNA, 1008 nt
Organism: Rhinichthys klamathensis goyatoka
Lineage: Eukaryota; Metazoa; Chordata; Actinopteri; Cypriniformes; Leuciscidae
Product: probable ATP-dependent RNA helicase DDX5
Exons: 6
Coding region: 1-1008 (335 amino acids)
Biological process (GO): alternative mRNA splicing, via spliceosome
Cellular component (GO): cytoplasm; nucleus; ribonucleoprotein complex
Molecular function (GO): RNA helicase activity; RNA binding
Source: RefSeq, a predicted model, not a curated record
AUGAAGUCGGCGGCCCGGCGGCUGUUCGCCGGCGGCAUCUCGCAAGAAAUGGGAGUGACGUAUUCGGCGGCAAACGUUUCAUCUCCGCCAGCGGGGCGCACCUAUAGCCGACAGUUUGGGGCCGGCGGCAAAAAGAAGCCACUUCUGCGGCUAUUGGAGGAGAUAAUGAGUGAGAAGGAGAAUAAGACAAUCAUUUUUGUGGAGACAAAGAGGAGAUGUGAUGAGUUGACCAGGAGGAUGAGGAGAGAUGGCUGGCCUGCCAUGGGGAUUCAUGGAGACAAGAAUCAGCAGGAAAGAGACUGGGUUCUGAAUGAGUUUAAGUACGGGAAGGCCUGCAUCCUGAUUGCAACAGAUGUAGCCUCACGUGGAUUAGAUGUGGAAGAUGUCAAAUUUGUCAUCAAUUAUGACUACCCUAACUCAUCUGAAGACUAUAUUCAUCGCAUUGGAAGAACAGCCCGCAGUCAAAAAACAGGCACAGCCUACACCUUCUUUACUCCCAACAACAUGAAACAGGCCAACGACCUAAUCUCUGUCCUCCGAGAGGCAAACCAGGCCAUCAACCCAAAACUGAUCCAGAUGGCAGAGGACAGAGGAGGUCGAUCUCGUGGUGGUCGCAGUGGCUAUAAGGACGAUCGUCGAGAUAGGUAUUCUAGUGGGGGUAGGAGAGAUUUCAGUAGUUACAGAGAUAGGGAUUGUGACAGGGGUUAUGGUAGUGGACCAAAGGUGCAGAAUGGUGGCUAUGGAGGCAGCAGCUAUGACAAAAGUAACAAUAGCAGCAGUAGCUAUGGUAAUUGCUAUGGUGGCAAUGGCCAGACCAGCUACAACACAGCGAACUCAGUUGCUGCCUUUGGGAAUCAAACUUUCCAGAACCAGUCAUUCCCGGGUAAUCUGGCUCAGGCCCAGAAUGGGAUAAACCACCCACAGUACCCAUUUAAUCCUCCUCAACCGCACCAGCAGCCACCACAGCCCAUGGUUCCAUUCCCCAUGCCCCCUUCCUUCCCCCAGUAG